AUGAAUGACAGCGCAUGGAAAGGACCCUCUAAAGAUAUGGGCGCUUCGGAGAGUUCUUCCUUGGAAAGCGAUCUGCUUAUUCGCCAUCAUACUCCUUAUGAACGUGUUGGCUGCUAUCCAAGGUGGAAAGAUUAUUGCCGUCGGCGUAUUGAAAUUGAUCGCAGUUGGGCUUUCAGUUCUGAUUUCGAUGUGCGAAAAUUGAAGUUAAAGGAGAUUUUCAACUAUAAUCAAGAAGUAACAUGCAUCAAGACUUGUGGGGAAUGGAUUCUUUGUGGAUUGAAAUGGGACACGAUUAUGGUCUACGAUUGCAAAUAUCUAGGAAGUCUAAUAGGAGUUAUAGUCGGUCCUCCUGGAAUAGCUAGGAAAUUCCUAGUGGCUCAUGUAUUGGGCCGCAUUUUUUUAGCAACAAUGACCAACUCUAAUGAAAUUCAUAUUUAUGAUUUAACAAGUAACAAAUUCGUACUUCAUAAAAAACUCUCCGGCCAUACUAAUUUAAUUACGGAUAUUGCAAUUUCGACCUCAAUGAGGGAUCCUCUCAAUCCUGAUUCAAGAGGGGAACUACUUAGCAGUGCUGAAGACAGAACAAUUCGUCUUUGGAAUAUUAAGAGUGGAUGCUGCCUUCAUGUAUUCAGAGGUCUUGAAGGUCCGGCAACAAGUAUUGCUCUGUGUGGCAAUCACCUCGUUUCUAUGGGAGGGGAUAAUUACCUGCGAGCCUGGGACGUGAAUACCCACAAACCUGUGUUAAAAGAGUUAAUAACAAUUGAAAAUGCCACCAUAAGGCAAUUUGACGGCUCGAAAGUCCUCCUCAGUCGUGAUGACGACUUUUUUGUCUUUGAUAUUUUCGAGAACACAUAUGAUUCCUUCUUCACAGGCUCGGUACCAUUUUGUCUUUUACCCCAUCGGCAGCAACUUAAGACUUGCAGUGAUAUUAUUUAUAUGAAAGGAGAGAAUAUAAUCACUUACAGUGUAACUAAAAAUGAGAUUAUCAGUUCCAUUCCAGCAGGUGAGCACUGUAAGCCCGGUGAGUUAAGGGGAAUCUACGCAAAUGAACGCUUCAUUGUGACGUUUGAUAAGUAUCUCCUGCAACUUUGGGAUCGUAAGGAGAGAUGUUGGGUCAGAACCCUGCUAGAUAUUGAACAUAUACCUGCGGUGAAAGAAUUCUGCAGGGAGAACGAGGGAGGUGCUUUUGUGACUACAGAAUCACUCCGACACCUUGCAAUACCCGUGAGAUAUCUGGAUAAUGAAAUAGCUCUAUUUGUUCUCUCAUUUAAUUAG
Molecule: messenger RNA, 1275 nt
Organism: Rodentolepis nana
Lineage: Eukaryota; Metazoa; Platyhelminthes; Cestoda; Cyclophyllidea; Hymenolepididae
Source: the annotation of a GenBank genome assembly